UUAUGAUACAAAAUAUGCAAAAUUUUAUUACUACAUGCAAUAACAAUUUAACAAGUAUUUAAUGUAAUUUUCAACACCACGUUUACGCUUUAUAAAUAAGUUUAAGUAGAAUAUCAACAUCACAUUGUCUAUGCAUUAAAGACAAUAGAAUUUACACAAUAAAGGGCCAUAUAGAGAAAAUGAAUAGCAGGCUUGAAGAACAGAAGUCAAAAUGGAUCUGUGAAUAUUGUACAUAUGAGAAUUGGCCUUCAUCUUUGAAAUGCACAAUGUGCAGAGGUGCCAAGCCUUUAUUAGGGGAGGACAUUUACCGCCUACGAGAUCCAAGUCCACAAAGAUCUGGAUCAAAUGUUGCAUCUGGUCCAGUAACUCAUUUAAGUCCAACGGAUUCUUAUAAUCUUAGUUCUCAAAACUAUAGUCAAAAUGUACCCUUGGGAAACUGGUCUUGUACAAUGUGUACCUAUCUUAACUAUCAAAAUACCACACAAUGUGUUCAGUGUGGAAACAAAAAACCAACAGGUCUCAAUCAGUCGAUACACUCCAUAGCCUCAAAUUUGCAUGAACACCUAGCACCUCUUAGGCUAGGAGAUCCACCACCGAAUUCAGGAUCAAAUCCUCCUCCAAUAAACUUACACCCAGAAAAAUAUUAUAAUUUACAAACUAAUUUACAUCCUGAGAAGUGGUCUUGUCUUGUGUGUACUUAUGAAAAUUGGCCAAAAGCCACAAAGUGUGUGAUGUGUGGUAAUCCUAAAGAAAAAGAUAGAAGAGAUAAAACAGCCAAUAAUGUGGGUCUUAUUUUACCAAGCCCAGAAAGAGAUCAUAAUCAACGUGGUUUACCUUCCCCACCACAUGCACCAUAUAUUCAUCAGACUCAGAGGGACGAAAAUGUGGCUGUAGGACGAAGGAAUGCACAUAGAUAUCCUGAUAGCAGAAAUGACAGUUUAUCAACUCCUCAAUCCCCUAAUAAUUGUGACUAUGAACGUAGACUAAAACAAUUAAGGCGUCAUACUGAUUGGUGCUGGUUAAAUGCGUGUCUUGGCAUUGUGGAAGGAGACAAUGCUCCUGUCGAAGCUUAUUUGGCAAGUGGUGGUGAUCCUGCGCGUCAAUUGACACAUUCAGAAGUUCUGCUUCUAAAUAGAAGUAGUGCUUUUGAUGUUGGAUAUACCUUAGUACAUUUAGCUAUUAGAUUUCAAAGGGAGGAUAUACUAGCAACAUUAUUAUCACAAAUUGAAGGUUCUGGUUCUGGAAUAAAAAGAGUUCCAAGUUAUGUUGCACCAGAUUUGGCUGCUCAAAUACGCAGACAUGUCACUAAUAGUAUCCGGUUACGCAAGGGUUCUUUCCCAUGUUAUUUUGUCACUGAUAUAGCUACAUUUGCUUUGCCUGCUGAGGUUGAAGAUUUACCAAGUAUAGUGCAAGAGCAAAUGUUGGAAGAAUUAUUAGAUAAAGAAGCUCAACAGCAAUUAGAAGGUGGUGGUGGAGAACCACCAGCACUAAAUUGGUCUUUAGAAAUUACCGAACGUUUAGGAAGCCGUUUACAUGCACUUUGGAAUAGAUCUGCUGGAGAUUGUUUAUUAGAUUCUGCAAUGCAAGCAACUUGGGGUGUUUUUGAUCGAGAUAAUGCUUUAAGAAGAGCUCUUGCUGAUUCUUUACAACAAGCUGGUCAAUUUUUUUAUCCUCGAUGGAGAGAAUAUGAAGCAUCACAAGCAUCUAGGAUGUUGGAUUUUACUUUAGAAGAAACUCAAUGGCAAGAAGAUUGGGAAAGCUUAUUAGCAACAGCUGCUCAACCAGGAAGUGCUUUAGAGCAGUUACAUAUAUUUGCCCUUGCCCACAUUUUGAGACGACCUAUUAUUGUUUAUGGGGUUAAAUAUGUUAAAAGUUUUAGGGGUGAAGAUAUAGGUUAUGCAAGAUUUGAAGGUGUUUAUCUUCCACUCUUAUGGGAACCAUCAUUUUGUAUUCGCUCGCCUAUUGCUUUGGGUUAUACUCGUGGUCAUUUUACGGCCUUAGUUCCCAUUGAGCCAUACGCAUCGUCUAGAAUACCACCUCUUUCAUCUCACGGUGGUGGUAAUGGUCCACUUCAGCAGUUACAAAUACAAAUGCAGACUACGUUUAUGCCACUAAUGGACCGAGAACACAAACUUUUACCAAUACAUUUUCUUAGUUCUGAAGAAGUAGGCCGAGAAGAGUCUAUUUUGAAGGAAUGGCUUGAUGUAUGUAGAACCGAAGGUGGCAUUCUUGUUGCGCAACAAAAAUUACACAAAAGACCUCUAUUAGUAGCACAAAUGCUCGAAGAAUGGCUAAAUCAUUACCGAAGGCUCGCUCAAACAAAUAAUGCACCUUUUUUGAGACCAGCCGUUUUACAAGAUUACAGUAGCGAUGGUGAUACGGAAGAUGAAUAACGAGAUGCAUUCGAUUAAGUUAUUACAUUCAGCCGAGAAGACUUUUCUCCAUAAUUUCCAUAAAACCAAUUGUAACGCAAGAUCUCAGAGAUCAGCAGUUUUCUGAAUAUAGCAGAAAAAAAUGUAUGAAUGUUUUGACAUACAGAUUCAUUGGCAAUGUAUCAUUUCAGCAUGACUUUUGUAUAUUAACAUUGGUUAUUGAACCACUGAACGCUUAAAGUUCUUAUCGAUUCGUACUAUUUAAUUAU
Messenger RNA from Habropoda laboriosa, 2641 nucleotides. It is a transcript of the gene trbd, whose product is annotated as ubiquitin thioesterase trabid. The record is from RefSeq and is a predicted model, not a curated record. Gene Ontology annotation, molecular function: cysteine-type deubiquitinase activity; K63-linked polyubiquitin modification-dependent protein binding. Gene Ontology annotation, cellular component: nucleus; cytoplasm. Gene Ontology annotation, biological process: protein K29-linked deubiquitination; cell migration; protein K33-linked deubiquitination. Bases 180 to 2393 code for a protein of 737 amino acids. NCBI's taxonomy places the organism in Eukaryota, Metazoa, Arthropoda, Insecta, Hymenoptera, Apidae. The transcript is spliced from 7 exons.